This is a messenger RNA of Neoarthrinium moseri, 7911 nucleotides long. RefSeq lists its product as uncharacterized. NCBI's taxonomy places the organism in Eukaryota, Fungi, Ascomycota, Sordariomycetes, Amphisphaeriales, Apiosporaceae. The transcript is spliced from 3 exons. Gene Ontology annotation, cellular component: small-subunit processome; nucleolus; 90S preribosome. The record is from RefSeq and is a predicted model, not a curated record. Bases 1 to 7911 code for a protein of 2636 amino acids.
AUGCCGGCAACAUCUUCGGGACGUAUAGUCAAGUCCCGGAAGGGCAAGAACAGCACUCCCCACCAGAAGAACCACCGAUGGGAGUCCUUCUCGACCAAGAUCUCGAAGCUGCACUCGCUCGACCCGCUGCGCAAAGUGCGCCGCCACGACCUCGACGCCGAAGACCUCGAGGCAACCACUUCCUACUUCAAGAAUGGCCUUGACAAGUGGGCCGACCUCGACAUCUCCAAGGGCUUCACCUCCUUCAAGCGCGAGGUGCUGCCACUAUGCGAGAGCCUACCGCAGAUCCUGCAUUUCGAGGGCAGGAUCAUGGACCUGUUGGAGAAAUACAUAUCUGCUCAGGAGAGGGAGUCUCUAGAGUCGCUUCUGGACCUGCUUACCGCCUUUGCCCAUGACCUCGGCACGCGCUUUGAGAAGCACUAUCCCAGGGCUCUCACUCUGAUCACCCAAAUCGCCAGCAAACGCCACGAUGCCGACGUGAUCGAGUGGACCUUUGCUUGUCUGGCCUUCCUCUUCAAGUAUCUAUCCCGGCUCUUGAUCACAGAUAUUCGACCUACAUACGACGCCGUUUCGCCCCUUCUCGGGAAAGCACGAAACCCGCAGUACAUCGCCCGCUUCGCCGCCGAGGCAAUGAGCUUCAUGAUCAGGAAAGCCGCCGCCCCAUCACACAGGGAGAAAGCUCUGCCGCUGAUUAUUGAACAUGCGCGGGAAGACCUCAAAAACACCCGCGGCGACCGACAGUACGAGCUUUACUACCAUGGUAUUAUGACCAUGUUUGCCGAAGCCAUCAAGGGGCAAGGACACGGAGUGCACACAACCGGACCGGCUAUUCUCCAAGCGCUGGUUGCAUCCGUGCCUGACGAGGAGUGUUACACACAGCUGUCAGAAUCUUGGGCAGAGGUGGUGUGCGGUGUUGCUGUGAGCGUUGUGCAUCACACAAAUUCCGAAACAUUCGAGCCCAUUGCGCAAGCCAUCUACGAGACCGAGGUCUACCAGUCCGGUGACCAGAAGCAUCUCCGCAACAUCCUCCCUAUCCGUCUUGCUGGUGUUGUGGCUGGUGUCCGCAAGGGAACCAGGAUCUCUGACUGGUCCCCAUUGCUUGAGUUUCAGCGCAAAUGCCUCGACGCGCUUUGCGAUGGGCAAGCAGACCUCCAGAUGCUCGAGUCAUCAGCGAUAUGGGACUUCGUCAUCGUUAGCAUAGCUCUUGUAUGGCAGCAUGCGUCCUUCGAUGCGCUUACUCCACACAUAUCAGACCUCAUGAAGUCGAUGGCCAAAGAACCCCUGAAGCCAUGGUUCAUAUCGUUCUGCUCAUAUUUCUCAGACCUGGACCCCAGCAAGUUCCGGAGUUUGUUUCUUACAUACUUCCAGAAAUUUGUCGGAUCGCAUUGGUCGGAGGACUCUAACCAGGACAUCCUCUACGUCCUCCUACCAAGGAUGGUUGAGUCUCAGGCUCUGCCAUCUCUCAGCGAUGCUAAAGCAUUCCAACUUCCGCAAUCAUGGCAAGACAGCAUCAUGAAAACGUUUGGACAGCUGGAAGAGUCUCCUUUCCCAGAGUCGGAUUCCAAGGCUGACAAAUGCUUAUCGAAAUACUCGUCCAUGUUGCGAUUGCUGGACUGCGUGAGCGUCGAUACUAGGACCAUCAAUCUCAUUUCCGAGAGGCUACUGGUAAAGCUCAAACUUGCUUUGCGCCCAUCCGAAUCCCUCGAGACCAACGAAGCCCGUUUCAUUGUCAGUCAAGGAUUCUCCUCAUACCUUCGAAUGAGUAAAAUCAGCGGCCAAGUCGAUGAAUCUUUAGGUCCUCUCCUUAGGGCAGCAGCACCUCGAUACUGCCGCUUGGUAGGCUUUCUCGAGGCCAUGCUCGCGUAUGAAGAACAGUCUUCCACUCCGGGAAGCUCAAUGUCCGGAAGCGGUAGUACGAGCCCUGAAAAAGACGACGCUCUUGUCAAGAGUCUGACUGAUAACCUGGCUUCUCAAUCCCCUGAACUACGCCUGGCCUCCCUGCGGCUGCUGAGUAACCUGGAAUCUGCCCAUGAUCAGCUGGAAGCUCUUGCCACAAUGUUGCAGACGGAACAGACAUCUUUAGAUCUACAAAACGUUCGUGCUAUCUCGGUCCACCUUCGCAAACUUGCGGCUAUUUAUCCUCAAAUCAACGAAGACUCAUGGCUGCGCCAAGCUAUUCCGUCUUUUCUGUUUGGGAUGAUGACCGUGAGGCUUAUGCCUGUUUGGGAGACUGCGGUUGAGGCCUUAAAACAACUGGGCCAAUCUCAGACCGGAGAAGAAGCUCUUUGUGAUCGCGCCUUUCACUGGCUUGAUAUUCCGUCGAAACGCUGGGAUGGCCCUGGAAGACAGUCAACAGGUCCUGCAAGGCAAGGCGUGACUGAUUUUGAGUGCUUGAAUCUCAACAAACUGCGGGAAAAGGCUGAUGAUGCGAGACGAGUCGCAAUUGAAGCGUCUGACAUCAUCCAGCAAGACUUUGAGGAAAGUCAAGAGAUGGUGCCGGAGAAGCCAAGCAAUGCACGCUCGCAGGCAUUGAAGGUGCUUUCGGCUAGUCCCAAUCUCGCAGAGAAGCGAUCGCGCAAACUAGUGCCUAUAUUUCUUUCGUGGGCAUUGGACAGCGAUGAUCAUGAUGAAAGCCUCGAAGAAGAGUCAGCUGCAGCCAACGGCGGAUCUUGGUCGCUGGCAGACAGAAAAGCACUUCUUGGCGUGUUCGCGCAGUUCAUCAACCCAAGAGUUCUCUACCAAAGCCAGCAAGUCUACGAGUCCCUCCUGAGAUUGCUUGCCAACGGCGACAUCGAGGUGCAGAAGGCAGCAUUGAAGGCCAUCUUUGCUUGGAAGCAAGACGGCGUUAAGCCGUAUCGGGAAAACCUCGAGUACUUGCUGGACGAAGCGAGAUUUAAGAAUGAAUUGACCGUGCUUUUCCAAGGAGACAAUCAAAUCGAGCCCAAGCACCACGACGAGGCCAUGCCAGUUCUCCUGAGGCUCCUUUACGGUCGCACAAUAUCUAAGAAGGGUGUUGCUAGUGGUCGGGGCGGCCUUCAUGCCACACGACUUGCCGUCCUCAGAAAUCUUAGCGUUCAGGACAUGGGAGGGUUCCUGGAUAUCGCUCUAGGUCAUCUGCGCGACAUUCAAAUCAUCGAUGAGAAGUCCACCCUGCGAGAAGAAGUAGUCAACCGUGAUAUCACUACUGUUCGCAAACAGGUCGGAUUCUUGAACAUGAUUUCGUCCAUGAUCAACGAGUUGGGUGCCAGCGUCAGUACCUACACCUCUACAAUUCUCAAUGCUGUACUAUACAGCUUGAUCAGUGCUUGCAGAAAAUUGGGACGUGCCAAGGACGACACAGAAGAACACGAAACAGAUGGGAAUAUUUCCUUGCUUCGGAACGUCCGGAGUAUCGCCUUGAAGUGUAUGGUCUCACUCCUUCAAAAUGCACCAGAUUUCAACUGGACGCCAUAUUCAAAGGCUGUUGUCAAGGAGGUGCUUAUGUCUACAUUCUCAACAAUACCCAAGACUGCCUUGUUCCUGGGGCUUGACGACCGUAUCAUUCCGAAACUGACGGACUUACUGCUCGUCGAAAAGGCCAAGGACGACGUCAAGAUAUUUUCUCUUGGUAUCUUGCGCAACCUUAUCAAACUCGCUGUAGCGCCGGCCACAGAGUCUGAGUUCAACGAAUUGAUCAAAGAGGAUCUUCUUGAUCCAAACUUGGAGCUGAUUCUCAACAAGAUUGGCCGUCUUCUUCGAUCCCAAGAGCGUUCCGAUGACGAGCCUGGGAAGGAGCUCGGAAAAGACUUGUUGGGGGCUUGCGUUGAGACCAUUGUCGAGCUAUCACCACUCAUCCAACAGUCUGGGAACACGAGGGAAUUGAUUGACAUUUCGGUCUUCCUUCUGAACCAACCGCCGCGCCGCGUUCACCCUAAGAUCAAAGGAGGUGUGCUCACUAUUCUGGAGACCUUCUUGCAGUUAGGUGGGUUGUCCUUGGAGUCAGACAUCAGGGAGCGGAUCUACACGACUAUUUCCAGUCUCUACAGCUUCUUUAAGGACCGACCCAGUCGAGAAGCCUUGUCCAGGGUACUUCGAGCUUUCACCCCCGAGAACACAGAAAUUGCAGAUUUCUGUGCAGAGCUGAACUCUUAUGUCGAGGGUCGUAUUGAUGAACCUGCCUACAAUCGGCGAUUGGCCGCUUAUAAUGCCAUCUCCAAACCGCGGUCAAAGCCUUUCACCCCGCGAGACUGGGAGCCGCUGCUGCAGAACAUGCUUUUCUACAUCAAGCAUGAUGAAGAGUACGGAAUCCUCUCGUCUAACUCAGCUGAUAUCAUGUGCCGAUUUGUCGAUGCUGCCGCCUCAGCUGGCGAAGGAGACAAAGAAGUGUACCAACAGAUGUUGUCCACUAUGAUCCUUCCCGCCGUAUUCUCCGGUGCUAGAGAAACAUCAGAGACCGUGAGGAGAGAAACUGUUCGCGUCCUUGGGUACUUGGUCUCCCAUGUUCCCACAUGGGGCCCAGUCAGUGAUCUGGUCGGGCUAGAUCCCCCUCCAGAUGAGAACGACACAGACCCUAGUUUCUUCAGUCAUAUCAUGAGCCCGGCUGCCUCAAGGCAGAUGAGAGCGCUGCAACUUCUCUCAAAGGUCAACCAUCACAUUGAGCUGGCUAGUCGCAAUCUAGCUCACUUUUUCAUUCCGUUGCUUGAGCACUUCAUAUUUGGUCGAGAUGAUGGCGAAGACGAUCACGGGGUCGGCGCCCAGGCAUCGACUACCAUUGCAGAUCUGGCCAUUUCUUUGGAGUGGCCGCAAUAUCGUGCGAUACUCAGCAGGUACAUCAGUUACAUUAAGUCGAAACCCGAGUUCCAGAAGCAGGUCAUUCGGCUGUUAGGCAAGCUCAUUGACGCACUUGCUACUGCCGGUAACGACAAAUAUGGAGAUGCCAUGGAUUUGGACGAUGCCGCUGAACAGCCGGCCAAGACGAAACGCAGACUUGCAAGCACAAUGCCUGCGCAGGAGAAGUUUAGCGAUGACGUUCUGUCCAACAUUUUGCCUCCUCUUAUGGAUUAUAUUCAUGAGAAAGACGAGACUACUGUCAGCUCCCGUGUCCCUGUUGGUGUCAUCAUCGUGAGGCUGCUCAAAGUUCUGCCGACAGGACUCCUGGAGCAAAAGCUGCCUGGAGUGCUGACAGAUAUUUGCCAAAUUCUUCGCAGCAAGGCAUGGGAAUCUCGGGAGAUGGCACGCGACACGUUAGCAAAGAUGGCUUCUCUGCUUGGCCCUUCUUACUUUGGAUUCAUCCUCGAUGAGUUGAGAGGCGCGCUGACCAAAGGCUAUCAAAUGCACGUGCUAUCGUACACCAUGCAUACGCUUUUGGUUCAAUUGAUCCCUCAGAUCCAGCCGGGUGACCUCAAUUACUGUCUCGAGAAGAUCAUGGCUAUCAUCAUGGACGACAUCUUCGGCGUUACAGGCCAAGAAAAGGACGCCGAGGAGUAUACCAGCAAGAUGAAGGAAGUGAAAAGCAGCAAGAGUCAAGAUUCAAUGGAGCUCAUUGCCAAAACUGCAUCCAUCAGUCAUCUUGUUGAGCUGGUUCGGCCUUUGCAGUCACUCCUUCUCGAGAAACUUGACCUCCGGACGAUGCGGAAGAUUGAUGACCUGCUGAAUCGAAUUGCCAACGGCCUCCUCGGCAACCCAGCUGCAGAGAGCCGGGACACCCUGGUGUUCUGCUAUGAGGUGAUCCAACAAGUCUACGCCAGCGACAAGCCCCAGGCAGAAAUCAAGCUAAAUUACAAGCUUCGCCGAUAUCUGGUCCAAAAAGGAGCCAAGAAGAGCGGCGAACGCGGUUCGACCAACAAGUACACGUUCAAGCUGGUUAGAUUUGCCUUUGAUAUCCUCCGAUCAGUACUCAAAAAGCAUGACAGCCUACGCAAUGCGGGCAAUAUUUCCGGCUUCAUCCCAAUCUUUGGUGAUGCGAUCGUCGAAGGCGAAGAAGAGGUGAAGAUUGCCGCCUUAAAGCUUUUGACUGUGCUUGUCAAAGUGCCAUUCAAGACCGACGAUUUUUCGAAUCUUUACAAAGUCGCAGUCAAAGACGCAAUCAAGAGCAUUUCGACCUCGACAUCUACAACCAGCGACCUUGCUCAGACUGCCCUCAAGCUUGUCUCAGUGACAUUGAGGGACCGAAAAGAUGUGCCAGUCAAAGACGCUGCCGUGGACAUGCUUCUCGGUAAGCUCAAGGACGACCUAACGGAACCUCUGUAUCGACAUGUCACGUUCAAUUUCUUGCGGUCAGUUUUGGACCGUAAGGUAGAGACUGCUGCUGUUUAUGAUACCCUUGACAAUGUAGGCAGCAUCAUGAUCACCAAUGACGAUAAGGACACCCGAGACCUUGCACGAGGCGCUUUCUUCCAAUUCCUGCGCGACUACCCACAAAAGAAGAACAGAUGGGAAAAGCAGCUCAGAUUUGUUGUUGCCAAUCUGAAGUAUGACCGCGAAGGCGGCAGACUUUCUGUUAUGGAGGUUAUCCACCUCCUUUUGAUGAAAUCCGCCGACGACUUUGUGCAGGAGAUUGCCGGCACCUGCUUCUUGCAACUAUUCCUUGUUCUGGGCAAUGACGAUAGUGAAAAGUGCCGACUCGCAGCCGCCGAGCUAAUCAAGGAGAUAUUCCGCAAGGCAAACAAAGAACGGACUUCGGAGUUCCUCAAAAUGCUUCGAAAAGGUCUUCAACAGGACGAGAACCAGUCAAUUUUACGACUUGCUAUUCAGACAUUGAGCCUGUACUUUGAAGCAAGAGAACCCAGCGCGCGAGACGAAGACGAUCUGCAGCGCAUCAUUGAGAGAAUUGUCGAGAUUCUAGAUGCCUACACUGCCUAUGCUAAAGAUUGGGAACUCAUCAACGUCAUUGUCGAGAUUGUGUCCGUUCUCAUGGACAAGCAUAAGGCUGCGGUCUUGUCACAUGAGGCUCUGUGGCACGCUAUCGGAAAGCCUCUCGCAUCGACCCAUCCCACGGUCAAGAUUUCCAGUAUAAGGUUGCUUAACAAGUAUCUGGACGACUUUUCCGAGAACAAUGGAGAGUACGACCAAGAUAAGCUGCUUGAAGGCUCUCAUGGUCUCCAGCUAGAGAAGGAUGCUAUCGAAGCCCUCGUCAAACUGGCCGUCAACAUCCUCAGCCCCGGCACAGUUGCUAAAUGGCAGAAGCGUAUGGCAAAGAAGACCCCUGGAGCUGUCCAAAUCGAGACCUCCUCAGAGAACCCAGAUGUGGAUGAGAAUCUUGCUGGUGAAGUCGUCCAGACUAUCGCUAGACUCGGAAAAUUCCUGGAUCCCAAGCCAACAGCAGCUGAGAAGAAGACAGCAUCUGAUGAGGAGUCUGAGAAUGUUGAUGCGGAAUCUGAUGAUGAUUCGGACGAUAGCGAGGAAGAGGAAUCUCCCAAGGCUCACCGGGUCACCUUGCACACCGUUUUCACCUUCCUUUCGGACAUCUUGGUCUCUGAAACGGCCACGCGAGCACCUGCACUGGUACCCAAAGUGGCAGCCAUGCAGCUCCUGCAACACUUCAUCGACACGUCCGCGACCGAGACCCUGGCCCUGUCGCUCAACAUGCUUCUCUUCCCCCUGCACCACGUGACGGACCCCUCGAUCCCGAUCCCCUACUCGACGGACCCGCUCUUCAAGCCGCGCGUCGAGGAGAUCCAGGAGAAGGCCCGCGAGCUGAUGGCUACCCUGCAGGCCAAGCUGGGCACCGAGGCGUACACGCGCGAGCUGCUCGACAUCCGCGAGGCCGUGCGCCGCCGCCGUCAGGGCCGCGCCCGCAAACGCAAGAUCGAGGCCGUCGCCCAGCCCGAGCGCUACGGCAAGUGGAAGCGCGGCAAGCUUGACAAGAAGAUCAAGAGGCGCAAGGAACGCGCCGGCGAGGAGAGGGUCAGACGCCACGGCGCGAAGUACUAG